UUAUCUCUCCUCACUCACUCUCACCCUCAACCUUCCUCUCCCCUUUGCCCCAUUCUCCCGUCCCUGAACCUAUCCCUUCCGACACUCCUUACAACCUCUUCACCAACGGCUUGACAAUCGGCUUCAAGUUUCAAACUGGCAUCCUCCUCUCCUUGCUUCUAGAAGGUGACAUUUUGCUGUCUCUUGAUUAUAAUGUGAAGAAUCCUACCCCAGGUUCGAUCCGUGGCAGGAAGGCACCGCAGAAGAAAAUGGCCAAAGGCGGGAAGAAGGGAGGUAAAAUGAGGAGGAAGGUUGGGAUGGUGAACGGAAGCUUGAGUGUGGUGCGCCAGAUUCGCGCUCUUGUGGCGCACAAGUGUGUGAAGAUCCUUGUAGGCAUUCUUCGAGUUGAGAACGCUGGUAAUGGGGAGACUCAGGCCGUUGUUCUUUGAUACGCCGUGUUCUUCGAGUUCUUCGAGUUGAGAUCGCCAAAUCACAGCCAUUGUUCUUUGAUACACCGUGUCUUCUCUGGCUUCCAUCGGCCAUGGUUCCUCCUCCGCGGCUUCCAUCAGCCAUGGUUCCUCCUCCGCCUCCUUCUUCUCUGUGGAUCGCCACCUCAAAGAUUCUUGCAAAGCUCGGUAGAUUUCAUUUCCCCGAAAUCUGGUUUUCUUCUAGUUCUUGGAGUUUAACAUUGAAUCUUAAAGGUUUUUGAUUUUUUUUUAAUGUGUUUGUUUAAUGCUUUGUUUGGUUGGAGAGAAACCUGCGGAAAAGAAAAGAAAGUAAGCCUUUCCGUUUUAUUGAUUCUCCUUUUGAUUUUGUUGGAGUAAUCAACUCUCUUACUGCCAUCAAUGUUACAUUUCUCCGAUUCUUCUAGUAAAAUGUUUGAACUUUUCUAGAUUUUCUAAACUUGAAGCCAAAUUUCUUUCCUUUUUCUUUAGCUUUCUUAGCAACCAAACUGUGUAACAAAUUGGAAUUUAAGUA
Molecule: messenger RNA, 957 nt
Organism: Rubroshorea leprosula
Lineage: Eukaryota; Viridiplantae; Streptophyta; Magnoliopsida; Malvales; Dipterocarpaceae
Source: the annotation of a GenBank genome assembly